Molecule: messenger RNA, 840 nt
Organism: Antechinus flavipes (yellow-footed antechinus)
Lineage: Eukaryota; Metazoa; Chordata; Mammalia; Dasyuromorphia; Dasyuridae
Product: glutathione S-transferase P-like
Exons: 7
Coding region: 65-697 (210 amino acids)
Biological process (GO): glutathione metabolic process
Cellular component (GO): cytosol
Molecular function (GO): glutathione transferase activity
Source: RefSeq, a predicted model, not a curated record
CUGAGCGCAGAAGCCGGGGCCGCCACCUGCUCUCCUGCCAGCCCGUGGGCCGCUAUCUCUGAAGAUGCCUCCCUACACCAUCACCUACUUCGCUGUCCGAGGCCGAUGCGAGGCCAUCCGGAUGCUCCUGGCGGACCAGGACCAGACAUGGAGGGAGGAAGUUCUGAAACAAGACAUGUGUCAGGCGGGGGAACUGAAGAGCAGCUGGGUCUACGGCAGGUAUCCCAAGUUGACCGACGGAGACUUCACCGUUUACCAGAGCGACGCCAUCCUGAGAUACCUGGCGCGCCAGUUCGGGCUGUACGGGAAGGAUGAUCAAGAAACUACACGCUUGGAUGUCACCAAUGAGGAUGUGGAGGACCUGCGGCGCAAGUACCUGAACUUGAUCUACUUCAAUUAUGAUAAAGACAAGGAGGAGUAUGUGAGGGAUCUGCCCAACGAGCUGAGGCUUUUUGAAGACUUGCUGAGAAACAACCAAGGAGGCAAAACCUUUAUUGUGGGCAACCAGAUCUCUUUUGUGGAUUACAACCUGCUGGACCUGCUGCGGAUCCACCAGACUCUGGCCCCCGGCUGCCUGGACGCCUUCCCCUUGCUCUUUGCUUAUGUAGACCGGCUCUCCUCCCGAUACAAGCUCAAGACCUACCUGAGCUCCCCGCAGCACACUGAUUUCCCCAUCAACUGCAAUGGCAAAGAGUGAGGGCUCCCCUGGGUCUCCUCCCGAUACAAGCUCAGAGCCUACCUGAGCUCCCUGCAGCACGCUAAUGUCCCCAUCAACCGCAAUGGCAAACGGUGAGGGCUCCCCUGUGACCUCAGCUUGCAAUAAAGGCUUUCCAGCAAACA